Molecule: messenger RNA, 3679 nt
Organism: Vicugna pacos (alpaca)
Lineage: Eukaryota; Metazoa; Chordata; Mammalia; Artiodactyla; Camelidae
Source: RefSeq, a predicted model, not a curated record
AUGCCUGUUCCUUCAGUCUGUGCAGAAGAGCUUGGAGGAAGAGCAGCCAGCCCCCAGCUCUUCAGAGGCCUCCCGAUUGGAAGCACCGAGACGGACGCUGGUCUGGCCCAGGCCCUGCUCCCUACCUUGUGCUCCCGACCAGGAGGUCGGGCUGGGCGUGGGAAGGCCAGUGAGACGCUUGGCAGCGGCUGCAGAACAAGAAUUGGCUCUGGUGGAGACCGCCCCCCACCCCACUCGGGCACUGCAGGAGCUGGGGGCAAGCCUGGCGUGAGGGGGUCAGCCGGCCGGGCAGAGCCCGACCCCCCAAGCACCCCCUCCACCUGUGUCCACUUCUGCACUGGCCGCUCCCAGACAGCAAGAGAGUGGGGGCUGGGAGAGCUAGAUGGGAGAUUCUGGAAGGGAGGACUGGGCGGUCCUCCUGCAGAACUAUCCAGGACCCGAGGACCCCUGACCGGAUCAUUCUUCUCCCUCCGCGCCCAGAGCCAGGCAUGCAGGCAGCACGUGCACGUGGAGCCCACGCACACUGACCACGCUCUUCUCCUCUCGUUCCCUCCAGGGAUCUAUAAAGGCCACUGCUUCCGGAUCAAUCACUUCCCAGAGGACAACGAUUAUGACCACGACAGCUCGGAGUAUCUCCUCCGCAUCGUGCGUGCCUCCAGUGUCUUCCCCAUUCUCAGCACCAUCCUGCUCCUGCUCGGCGGGCUCUGCAUCGGCGCUGGGAGGUUCUACAGCCGCAAGAACAACAUCGUGCUCAGUGCCGGCAUCCUCUUUGUGGCUGCAGGCCUCAGUAACAUCAUUGGCAUCAUCGUCUACAUUUCCAGCAACACAGGCGACCCCAGCGACAAACGCGACGAAGACAAAAAAAACCAUUACAACUACGGCUGGUCUUUUUACUUCGGAGCCCUGUCUUUCAUUGUGGCCGAGACCGUGGGCGUCUUGGCUGUAAACAUUUACAUUGAGAAAAACAAAGAGCUGAGAUUUAAGACCAAACGGGAGUUCCUCAAGGCUCCCUCCUCGUCUCCCUACGCCAGGAUGCCGAGCUACAGGUACCGGCGACGGCGCUCGCGGUCCAGCUCCAGGUCCACCGAGGCCUCUCCCUCCAGGGACGCGUCUCCGGUAGGGCUGAAGAUCGCCGGGGCCAUCCCCAUGGGCGAGCUGUCCAUGUACACGCUGUCCAGGGAGCCCCUCAAAGUGACCACGGCCGCCAGCUACAGCCCCGACCAGGAGGCCGGCUUCCUACAGGUGCACGACUUCUUCCAGCAGGACCUGAAGGAAGGCGUGCACAUCAGCAUGCUGAACCGGCGGACCACCCCGGUGUGAGCCGCCCUGUCCUCUCUGCGCCGGCCUCUCCCCGGAUUGGCUGUUUGUAUCCUGCAGGGGGGGCCGACCCUUAAGACGGACGGACUGAAGCCAAACCCCACCCUCCCCAGUCUCCAGAAUGCAUCGCGGGCUGGCUUGGAGCGAAGCCCCCCCCUCCCCGGAGACGGGAAUUGGAAGCGAGAAGGCUAACUUUAUCCCCCAAAAGGGUGUUGGGAUGCCCCACGGUUCUGAAAUCUCCCAGGAGGCCCCAGAGCUCUCCUGAGGCUGUGCAGCCUUGAGCAACCUGGUAAAGCAAAAUCGAGCCAUUAUUUCCUCUUGGAAGCAAAUCUUGCCGGAAGAACAGACUUUCCGGGUUUUCCCUCCCAGCCUGGGCGCUGGGCCACGGGGAGGGCCUCGCGGGGCACAAGGGGGCCUCUGAAUGCUGGAUGGUUGCUUUUGAACUUGAAGUUCCUGUGUCUGUGAGCUGGAGGCGAGGAUGCUGAAGCUUGCCCCCUUCCUCUUCUGUCUGUCUGUCCCUCUUUCUCGGGCAGUGGCCUAUUGUCGAAAUAACAGUGAUCCUGUGGCCAACUGGUGCUUUGGCCUUUGUGCUGUCCUGGGCCGGCUUCCCUCAACCUGAGGACACCGAGGCCCAUGGAGGACUCAGCAAAGGGGGAGGCCUUCGCUGGCCUGGGCGUGAGGUAAAGGCCAGAAUCUGUCUUUGGCUUUCCUCUCUGCUCCUGGAAGUUUCUGCCUCACAUAGAAAGGGCAGAACACACUGACUGUACUUGAGCGUCUGGAAGAUUCCACCGGUCAGAGGAAAGGUGGCCAAGUGGCCUCUUGCUGUAUCCUCCCCACCCCUGCCCACUGGCCUGAGGAGUGGCUCUGCCCCUCAUGGUGGUGGUAGGGGGCUGUGGAGACAGACCCUCUCCCCUCCCCAUGGUGUUUGGGAACAGAACCCAUGGCCUAUUGAACGGCAACCAAAAAGAAUCAGAACAAACAUCCAUUUCCUGGGUGGUUACUAAUCCCGACUUACUGCAAAUACCAGGAGAGCAAGUUACAUUCAUCCCCUCUUAAAAAGCAGCAGCAGCACCUGCCCCAAAUCCUAUGAGUGUGAUUUAUUCCGCCACCACCUGAAAGGGCUCAGCGAGGACGCUUGAAUGCAAGGCCGACCUGACGUCCCAGCACGUGGGAAGCCAGGCGGCAGGUCCCACGUUUGACGUUUUCCCAACCGUUUCUCCCCCUCCGGAAGCAAGCAGAGAACGUGGAAGCAUGUCCGGGUUCAAAAGGAAAGCAUCCUUUUUGAACAUGGAGCUGACCUUCUUUUAUAUAAAACACGUGCUUUCUAAAGACAAACCCUUUCUUACUUUUUGAGACUUGGUAAUCAUCCUCGAGCAGUUGUCUGUGAUCCCGGUAGCUGUCGUACUUAGAAGUGACAAGCAAAUUCUUACCUCAGCCAUCUGUUCCCGGACCCCCCUGGGUGGACUCGGCCCCUAGGAGUUCAGAUCCAGGUCAUGGUCAUCGCCAUUCUCCUCUGCCCCACUGAGGGUAUCUCCACAUGUCCCGCCCCCAACGGACUGCGUGCCGGGGGCCCCUCUGCACUUGCUCGAAACCCCUCCCUCCCGUUGAGGUUGGCUUUGUGUGGUUUGUUCAAGCAUGUACAGCAGUGAAUGCUGGAGUGUCAGGGCUCGUGGCCCGCCCCUGCUGUGGGCCCACCCCGUCCCGCCCCCACCUGUCCACCCUCAACCUCUCCAUGCCAUGACACCAUCUCACUGGGCUAGAAGGAUGGGGGCGACAUCUGGGGACACAUCCCCCAGCCAGGCCCCGAGACUCUGCCUCUGUCACUUCCAAAAACAGGCAGCCUCAUCCUUUCUUCUGCGUCAGCCACCUUCCCACCUGCUGCCCCGGAAAUUUCUAUCAUUUCCUGGAGAAAGCUGUGUUCCAAUGAAUCCUACCUCUUGCCCAGUCCCAGGCAGAGAACGCGGGGCCCACUCUAGGGACCAAGAAAGUAGAAGGAAGUGACAAGGAGGGACAGAAGAGCAGGGAGCAGAACAACCUCAGACCCUCUGGUCUUCACAGCCUUUCUCCCCACCGCCGCCCCGGGCUCUGGUCCACCCCUCCCCUCGGGCAUCCCGGGCAUCUCGGAGGGGCCUCCCUGGGGAAGGGAGUGGAGCUAGCUCCCCCGCCCUUCACUCAGAGACUCUGUGCCCACGGCGGGAGGCGGUGGUCUGAGCCUCCUUCCUCACACUCCCCCCACCCCUACCCUCUCCAUCCAGCCCCUGUGUGUUUCACCAGUUAAGCACCUGUGAAUUCUGUACCUACUACUGGUUUUGGGUUGUUAGUUCUGUCUUUUUUUUAAUUAAAUAAAAACAUUUUUAAAAUG